AUGGCCAAGGAGAUGAGACAAGUAAUCACCUCCUACAUUCUCCCUAUCCUCCUCCUCCUCCUCGCAGUCGAAACUCACGCACACAACGUCACGCUCCUCUUAGCAAACCACCCUUCUUUAUCCUCCUUCAACCAUUACCUAGCCCAAACUCACCUCGCCGACGAAAUCAACCAGAGAAACACCAUAACCGUCUGCGCCGUAGACGACGGCGCCAUGUACGACUUAACCUCAAAAGGCUACACAAUCUCCACUCUCAAAAACAUCCUCUCCCUCCACGUCCUCCUCGAUUACUUCGACGCCAGAAAACUCCACCAGCUCCCCGACGGCUCAGCUCUCGCCGCAACUCUCUUCCAAGCCACCGGAGCUGCUCCGGAAAACACCGGGUUCGUCAAGAUAACGAAUAAGAGAGGCGGCAAUAUCAGGUUCGGUCUCAACGGCGCCGGAGAUGUAUCUUCCUCUUUCAUCAAGUCCAUCGAACAAGUUCCGUACGAUAUCUCUAUUAUCCAGAUCAGUGGAAUCUUACUGUCGGAUACUGUGUCAGCUCCCACUCCAGUUCCGGCGGAGAUGAAUCUGGCUGAAAUAAUGUCGGCUCGUGGUCGUGGAUGA
Messenger RNA from Brassica rapa (field mustard), 606 nucleotides. Its product is annotated as fasciclin-like arabinogalactan protein 1. NCBI's taxonomy places the organism in Eukaryota, Viridiplantae, Streptophyta, Magnoliopsida, Brassicales, Brassicaceae. The record is from RefSeq and is a predicted model, not a curated record. Gene Ontology annotation, biological process: root development; shoot system development. Gene Ontology annotation, cellular component: plasma membrane.